CUGCCGCAGAAAGGUGCACCGGAUCGAUUUCUUUCACGUGUCUUUCGCGCAUAAGUUACAGGCUUCUGAGAGCUUAAUAGUAAAUACUCGCGCCUCAGCUUGGCCUUCGCGUUGCCCUGAGAACAACGUCGUCAGUUCGUGCCGCGUGCGCUCUCGUUGGAAGCCAAUUCGUAACGUUCACCACCUACGACUAAGUCCCCGUAAUCGUCAAGGGGUACGAUAUCUGCUUGUGGGUUCUCUUAUUAUCUGUGUUUUUGUUGUUCGCUCUAUUCCCGCAGUUGCACAUAAUUAGAAAGUUUAAUUUAAAAACUAUUUUUUUCCUCCACCUGGCAUAGCCUGUCUUUUUUUCACUUUUUCGCGCAAUCAUCUAGUUCGUUUGUGAUUUUUGUUUCUGUACUAUUUCUUCGUUUGAUUGCUGGAACCAUUCGCGUGUAAUAAAUCCCGGGAUUUGCUAACAGUGCGUGUGUAAUUAUUAUACUUUGUUGUUUAGCCUGUUUCUGGCGCUUCUGGGUUCCGUGCGUCCCAUCUAGUGCCGGCUGUUGGUAACCCAGUGCAAUCGUGUUCGUAUCGCCUUAAUUCAAUAUACCGCGAUUGUGGUGUGAAAGAUAGCAACAAAAAGUGUGAUAAUUUGGUGGCCACUGUUUGGACCGCACCAAAACGGGAAGAUAAAAAUGUUUUAGUGGAACGGAAAUUGGUACUUCAAUUGGUACACAAAGAGCUUACAUAUUCAAGUCUGUUACAUAAUCAAAAACCGAGAAAAGAAAUUAUCGAUUGGUUCGAUGUUUACAGUUUUCGUUAUUUAUCUUAUCCUAGCUGGAAACUGAUUGGUGAAGAUCAUCAUCCCAGAAGUGACCGUUAAGUGAUCAAGAAACUGCCGAUUCAAAAUUGCUGCUUUCGAGAUGAAUCUCUUCCACAUCGGUUUGGCCUUAUUGGUCGGAGUUUGCAGCACCUUCGUCUGCAAUGCAAAAGCAACCCACAAAGUGUUCUGCUCCGAGGACCAAAUGCGAGUUCACGUUGCCCUGCCAGCGAAUGAUUCCAGUACCAUGAUCUACCUGGAAGGCAUGAAAGGCUAUCCUGAACCCAAGUGUAAACCGACCAUCAAUGACACUCUGGCAGAGUUUCAACUGUCGCUAUCGAACGUCUAUGAGUGUGGUGUGACGAGAGUGGUCAACAAACUUACCGGUAAAAAAGUAUACUACCACCGGAUCAUCAUUGAGGGCGGUCAAGAGUUUGGCAAGGAAAUUGUCAGCGUAAAAUGUGUCACUAACGGACCUCUCUACAACGUAACCCAUGGGAUCGUCAAGCGAGAUGUACUGCCGGCAGGAUUUCAGGAACCAGAGGACCUGGAAAUUACUUCCAACAUAACAGGAAGUGCCCCAGAGCCAUCACUGAGCAUUGCCGUUCGUCAAGGUGACCAAUUGGUCUCGGGUGACUUGAAUGUGAGUCCAGGGACGAACCUUCAAAUGGAAAUAUUUUUGGAUAAAAACUCGGCUCCAAUUUAUGGUCUUGGAGUGAAUUACAUGCAAGUGACAGACACUUUGUCGCAAGAGGAAACUAUUAUAUUCAAUGGAUGCUCGGUCGAUCCAUAUUUAUUCGAAAACUUCAAUACUGUUGACGGGGACCUGCUCACGGCAAAGUUUCGUGCCUUCAAAUUUCCGGAGUCAACCUACGUACAGUUUCGUGGCACCGUUAAUGUGUGCGUGGAUCGAUGCAAAGGAGUAACCUGCAGCAAUGGACAAAUCGCCUACGGCCGUAAACGUCGCGAAAUCAGUCAAAGCUUGGCUGAUCCAAACAAAGUUUACGAAGUGACCAUGACAACGUUCAUCAAGGUCAAUUAUGACGACAGUGUAGAUAAGGGUGCCGCUUCGGACAUCGAUCAGAAAUUUCGACAACUGAAACUGGCAAAUCAAAAGCUGGCCCGAAACAGUCGCGCUGGUAACGUAUUCGAAAGCAUUCACGUGUCCAAAACCGCCGAAUCAAGUCCAAGUGAAAACGCCAAGGUCGAAGAAACGAUUCUAUUCACCAGGGAGGUCAUUAGUCAGCCUCAAGGAAACAUAGGUAUGAGUAGCAGCAGCAGUCGGCAAUUUACAGUAGCUAGCUUAGCCAUUGCACUGCUACUAUCCUUAACCGCAAUCAAAUGCAACGUUGUCCUCUAAACUAACGAUUUCCUACUAAUGAUCUCAGUGAGCAAACUUUUUUGGCAAGUAACCAGCGGAUAUAUAGGCAAACACGCAAGUGCAACUAACUGCCAGAAUACUAACUGAUAAUCUGACCCAAUAAUGGCUCGAAUUGAUACGCAAGUAAUUGUAAAUAACGCGAUGUGCUAGUUCGUAAGCGGAAAAUGCGUACCAAGAAGCAAUGAAAUUUAAUAUUUUAAAUACAAUGACGCAAAAUUUUAGCUACUUCGAAAUUUUAGCAAACAAUUUUUUUUAAAGCGAAUGAUUUUUACAAACGAAAUGUGAUUGAUUAAACUAUUGUAUAUUUGUUCUGUGCUUCAACUAAUUGGCGGUAGAGCUAGAGUAGGAUGAAUUCAAACUCAAACUUUCAAUACAAUUCGGUAGGCAAUAAGCAAUGUAAGUUAUACUAGUCUAAUAAAUGUAAAAUGAAAUUCAGCGAUUGCAGACUUAGUGUAAAAUUUAAGCAAGAAUUAAACUAAAUCUGUAAGGUAAUAUAGAGCUAAGCGAAACAACGAAACCAUCGAUAAGCGGGCCAUGUGUGAGUGUUGUGGGAUUUGACAAACUUAUAUCUUAGGUGUCUAAGUGCUUGUCAGUCUAACUUAUGAUUUACUCCAUUCGAUGGUAGUACGAUUUCCCCAUUCAUAAUCCAACAACACGAAGCUGCGUUGUUCCACAGGUGGCCCGCUUAUUGCACGGAACUAUCUAUGUAGAAACUAAAAAUAAUGUGAAAAUAACUAAACUUACGACAAUAAAAUACUAACGAAGUAA
Topomyia yanbarensis is the source of this 2945-nucleotide messenger RNA. RefSeq lists its product as uncharacterized. NCBI's taxonomy places the organism in Eukaryota, Metazoa, Arthropoda, Insecta, Diptera, Culicidae. The transcript is spliced from 6 exons. The record is from RefSeq and is a predicted model, not a curated record. Bases 900 to 2156 code for a protein of 418 amino acids.